AUGACUGGGAAAAAGAAGAAAGAAAUCGAGCAGGAAGAGGAGGAAGAUGUGGAGUGCACUUGGGAAUGUACGGUGUGCACCUAUCGAAACAAGGGAGAAGCAUUUAAAUGUGAUAUGUGUGAUACGAGAAAAGGCACCUCGACAAGGAAACCCCGUUUGAACGAGAAUGUAGUGGCCAUGCAACAAGUUGUGCAAAAUUUCGCCAUCCACCAGAGUUUCAUCCAUCCGAAAACGCCAAAACGUGCGAAGAAUUCACAUGCUGAUUCACCGACUCCUUCCUCUUCGCGGCUAUCACCGGAGAGCAUUUCUUCAGGUCCAAACUCUCGUCCAACUUCAUCGCAAAAGGGGAGCACGAGGAGGAGCGACGAAAAAACGAGAAGACGAUCCGUUCCGUUGCCCGAUAAUUUGAUAUUCAGGAGUAGUCCGCAAAAGAAGGAGGUCAACGUGAACGGAGUGAAAGCGACGAUUGCCGAGUUUCGGCCAAGACCAGCAGCAAAAGAACGAAUACACGCGAUAUUGAACGAUUUGCGAAAAGAUGAUUCCCAGAGAUUGAAAGAGACAAAAAUUAGCCCGGUGAAGAUGGAAAUUAAACAGGAAACGAAUUCACAAACUGAAGAGACACAAAGUUUGACAUCAAAUGGACAAGAAUGUAAGGAGAAUCUGAAAAUUGAGACACCGAUUGAAGCGGAGACUCCUUCGGUUCCAGCUUCA
This is a messenger RNA of Mesorhabditis belari, 711 nucleotides long. The record is from the annotation of a GenBank genome assembly. Lineage: Eukaryota; Metazoa; Nematoda; Chromadorea; Rhabditida; Rhabditidae.